UGCCUUAGGUUUGUAUUAGUUUUGAAUUCCAUAAUUAUGCUCUAGCCCAGAGAUACGAGAUUUCUAGACUCCGCUGAAACUCUGGAUUCUCAAAAGGUUAAAACAAACGCGAGUCUUGUUUUUUUAAUUGCUGAAACAGUCAUUUAAAUAUUAUACGAAUUGAAUUUGUCUCAAAGAACGGAGGCUACAGAGAUGGGGAUGACCGCGCAGUAUGAAACCGCAGCCUGCAAUUGUAUUAGUGUGAUUAUGUGAGUGGGAACGUAUUACAAAUCAAUGGCAUGCAGAGUGCUUUGUAAGCAACAGCAGAUAGAGCCCACUGUGCAAGUGCGGGUUUUCGGAUUCUACCGUCUGCAUCAUUGUUUUAAUUAUACAGAGACAACGUGAGCUCAAGUCUGUACCUCACGUAACGGAAACCCACUACCGUAAUAAAGCUAACGGGACCAACAAUGCAGAGAGGGGUGAGAGCCAAAUGUCAAAAUUAUACUUAAUGAUACAAUACAAAACAUGUUGUGGCAUAUAAUUAAUUACCUCACAUUUCUAUUGGCCUGACCGCCAGACAAUAACACUGGCCAAACUCCUAACAACAAACAUCAGCACCUGAUGGCAAAUAUGCAAAGGGGAAAAAUAAAAGCCUAGAAGCCUAAAGUAAAUCCGUUUAGGAUAAGCGUCUAAACAGAUCGACAGUUUUUAAUGCCAACGUUUUUAACGCUUGCUCCAGUACGUGGAUUGAUUUGUUUCCAGCAUUCCCUCAGCAGAUGGAUUUUUGCCACUGCAGCUCAGUAGAGGGUGUCAGAUCUUCUAGAGUGCACCAGGCUGGAACGAGCUGAGCUUCUUAGCAACUCUCUGUAAUUCGGAAAUACAAAAAGGUCAGUAAAAUAGGGGGAAGCAUAGUGGGGUGAAAAGAUGCAGCGAUUGCGGAAAUCUUGCGGCGCCAUUUGAUCAGCAGCAAAGCCUUUUGUCUGGGGAGGGAUUUCGUUGGCGAGGAAACCGAAGCCGCAUUCUAAAGAAAGAUGAACACUGGAAGAACCCCGAAUUCUGGAAAAAAUGUGCAAGGUCAGAUACAUUUCAAAGGAAAAUUGAUCGCUUCUGCACAGAUCAGUGCAUAAGUGUAGCCUUUUUUGUCUAGCUGUUCGAUAUUACACACAGUGCUACAGGGAUCUAGUUAGUGGUCCGCCUUUGGGGAAGAUUUCUGCAUGCUUUGCACUACGUGCUUGCAUAGUUUGAAAUAAUUGAGCAGCUUCUGUACUGCCGAGGUGGAUGAACAGUGCAAAAAAUCGCCAUUUGGACGCUUAAUGUGUAAAUUAACUUUCUGUCAUGAACUGGGGUACGGACUGCGGUGUCUGAAGAUGUUGCUUUGGAUUUUGUUUCUGAAGGCGUCUCUUUGUUUGGCUGCUGGAAAUGUUACAAGGGACGUUUGCAAACAGGGGAUCUGUGCUUGCAACGAGGUUGAGGGGGAUAUGCAUGUUGACUGUGAAAAAAAGGGCUUUUCCAGCGUACAGCACCUAACAGCCCCAACCUCGCAGUUUUAUCAUUUAUUCCUGCACGGGAAUUCCCUAACCAGGCUUUUCCCCCAAGAGUUCUCUAACUUUUAUAAUGCAGUCAGUCUGCAUUUAGAGAAUAACGGGUUGCAUGAGAUUGUUCCCGGUGCUUUUCUUGGUUUACAGCUCGUGAAGCGCCUACACAUAAAUAACAACAAAAUCAAAUCAUUCAAACCGCAGACGUUUGUGGGUUUAGAUGAUCUGGAAUAUCUCCAGGCUGACUUUAACCUAUUGCGGGAUAUUGACCCAGAGGCAUUCAGAGACUUGAACAAGCUGGAAGUUUUGAUUUUAAAUGAUAAUCUAAUCAGUGCUUUGCCAACCUAUGUCUUCCAGUAUGUACCCAUCACCCACUUGGACCUUAGAGGGAACCGAUUAAAAACAUUGCCUUAUGAUGGAGUGCUGGAUCAGAUAAUAGGUAUUGCCGAAAUUCUGCUGGACGACAACCCUUGGGACUGCAGUUGUGAUCUAAUUCCUCUGAAGGAAUGGCUAGAGAGGAUCCAGAAAAAUGUUUUGAUCGGGAGAGUUGUGUGUGAAGCUCCCACUAGGCUACAGGGUAUUGACCUGAAUGAGACUUCGGUGGAAGAUUUGUGUCUUUGGAAAAAUGGUGUAGAUUCUAGUCUAGCAGCACCUCCAGUCCCAGGGGAGACGCCAGCGCCUGGGCCUAACCCAACGCAUUUCAGACUGAAUGGUCAGGAAAAGGCCCCCACUUCAGAGGCCAGUCACAAAGGAAAUACAAAAUUCAGAGAAAAUUGGAAGCACAAGAUUAGACCCACUGCUAGAAUGGUAUUGCCAACAGUUAAUUCAGUGUUGAACAGACCUUCUAAUUCUGUGCUGAAUAACCCUUCCAGUGAUAUCCCUUGCCCAGCGAUAUGCAGCUGCGAUCUGCAAACCCCUGGUUUUGGCUUAAAGGUUAACUGCAAUGAAAAGGAAGUGGGGAGUCUCGCUGAUUUGAAGCCCAGGCCCCUGAAUGUUCAAGAACUAUUUCUGAGAGGAAAUAAAAUACCCAGCAUCAAGCGAUCACACUUCAUGGAAUAUCGGAGCUUAAUCAUACUGGAUCUGGGGGAUAAUGACAUCCGAAUAAUAGAAAACAAUACUUUUCAGAAUCUGUCAGAUCUGCGAUGGUUGUAUUUGGAUAACAAUUACUUGGAUGUACUUAGGCAAGAGUUGUUUGCUGGAAUGCACAACCUAGAACUACUCAACCUAGGGUUCAAUUUAAUACAUCUGAUCCAUCCAGGUACAUUUAAUCAUUUGCCGAAUCUUAGGGCCUUGAUGCUGAACAACAACGUUUUGAAAUCCUUGCCGGUGGAUGUGUUUUCAGGAGUUUCACUUUCUAGUCUUAGUCUGCACAACAACUAUUUAAGCUACAUCCCAGUCGCUGGCGUUUUGGACCAGCUUACGUCUAUUAUAAAGGUAGAUUUACAUGACAACCCAUGGGAAUGCUCCUGCAACAUUGUGCCUUUGAAAGAGUGGGUGGAGAAACUUGGCCCUGGGACAAUGCAGGGUCAACUGAGUUGUGCUUCGCCAGAGGAGUUUUUAAGAAAGGAUUUUAAAACUUUGCCAAAUUAUUUGAUCUGCCCCCAACUUUAUACAAAAAUGUAUCCCACGUCUGCUUCAUCCAGAAACAGCAGUGGUUCUACAGAAACGGGCACACAUGCCAAUUCCUAUCUCGAUACCAGUCGUGUUUCUAUCUCUGUGCUGGUACCGGGACUUCUGCUUGUUUUUGUUACUUCUGCUUUUACAGUGGUUGGUAUGUUGGUGUUUAUACUGAGAAACAGAAAACGAACAAAGAGGAGAGAUGCAAAUUCAUCUGCGUCUGAAAUCAAUUCAUUGCAGACAGUGUGCGAUUCUUCCUAUUGGCAUAACGGGCCUUACAAUACAGAUGGAAGCCACAGAGUUUAUGACUGUGGCUCUCAUUCGCUGACAGACUAAUAGCUAGAAAACUAUGUAAAAAGGAAAAAUAAAUAUGUAAAAAAUAGAUUAUUUUGAAAGAAGUAUAUAUAUCAUGUUGGUUUAUACAUCAUUAAACUGUGCACUUACAAUUCUUGAGCAAAGUUAAAACACUGCAAUUUUCAUUCUUAAGAAAGCAGUUAAAAUAAAAUAAAAAAUGCAUACUGCAAACAAUAAACACUUGUGAACCCAACCCACGUGUGAGCGAAAAUGGCAGCUUACUGUGCAUUUGACUAGCACUUUAAAAAAGGAAUGCGAGUGGCUAGAAAUAGACUUUAUUAUACUUUGAAACAGUUGCCAUAAUAUAAAGAGACAUUAUCUGGAAGCAAACACUGGCACUGGUAUUUUUAAAGGGAGUCAAGUUGCACGAACGCAUGAAUGUAAUGUAAAUAAAUCACUACAAAAACAAGUGCUGCAUGAUUCGCAUGAAUUCCACACACCACUGGGACCCACUAAGCUGGAAGAAACCAACAUUCAUAUUAUUGUUAACAUCCUUCUUCAGCGCAAAAUCCUAGGAAACGCUAUGUACAAUAUAAUCAGAUUUUCAUUCCUCUAUUUUUCUGUGAAAAAAAAAAAAUAAAUGGUACUAUUUGUACUUUUAUUGCUGAA
Messenger RNA from Protopterus annectens (West African lungfish), 4094 nucleotides. RefSeq names its product SLIT and NTRK like family member 1 (gene SLITRK1). The record is from RefSeq and is a predicted model, not a curated record. Gene Ontology annotation, biological process: positive regulation of synapse assembly; axonogenesis; regulation of presynapse assembly. Gene Ontology annotation, cellular component: glutamatergic synapse; GABA-ergic synapse; postsynaptic density membrane. Lineage: Eukaryota; Metazoa; Chordata; Ceratodontiformes; Protopteridae. Gene Ontology annotation, molecular function: protein binding.